GGUUGAUCCUCGCUAUGGGUUGCCUCAGACAGACGAACCAGGAGCGGCGGAGAUCGUGCCGCAGCCACAGCAGCUGGCGGGGACGAUUCCGCUGGAGCCCGCGGGCAGCGGGGAGGGCAGCGGGCGCGCGCACCCGAACACGGCGAACGCGGCGAAUGUGACGGCGGCGGCGGCGAUGGCGGAGGCGGGGCACUCGCUGGAAGGCGUGGAGGCAGAGCUUAUCCUGUGCCCGCUGCGGCUGGCCAUAGAGAGCAAGCAGAGCCGCCUCAUGGAGACCGCGCUAGACUGCCUGCACAAACUGAUAUCGUAUGGUCAUUUGGAGGGCGACUGCGGGCUGGAGGGCGGAAAGAACAACAAAGUGCACACGGAGAUAUUCCAGCUGGUGUGCUCCUGCGCCGACAACACGGCACUCGAUAGCGUGGUGCUGCAGGUCAUCAAGGUCAUCCUCACUGCCAUCGCCUCAUCCACAUUCCAAGUGCAUGGAGAGUGCCUGAUUCUUGCCCUGCGCACAUGCUACAACAUUGUGCUCACCAGCAAGAGCCAGGUGAACCUGUCAACGGCCAGGGGCACGCUCACUCAGAUGCUCAACAUCGUCUUCAAACGCAUGGAGGCAUCAGAGCUAGCCAGCGCUCCUCAGCGCCCCCACGCCUACCCCACACCCACCAAGCCCUCUGAGGAAGGGCCCUCCGCCGACCAACCUGCUGCUGCCGCUGCUGCUUUCGGUGAUCCCACCUCCUCACGCGCAUUCUUCUCCCCACUUCCCCUUCCCGCCCCCCCCUCCCUUCCACAUGUGCAGAGCGCCCCUCAACGCCCGCACGCCUACCCCACCCCCACCAAGCCCUCUGAGGAAGGGACCUCUACUGACCAACCUGCUGCUGCUGGUGAUGGUGGUGGUGGUGCUGCUGCUGCAGUGGAGGGGACAGAAGGGAAGGAGGGAGGCGGGGAUGGGGAGGAGGAAGGGGAGGUUGAGGGCAAUGGGGAGAGGGACGAAAGAGCGGGAGUGCAGGAGGAGCUAAAAGUCCUGGAGGGGCCGCAACCCAGUAUAGAGGCCCUAGACGCUGUGCUAAGUAAAGCACUUAGGCCGCAGGGAGUGGGCGCAGGUGGGGAUGCUGCUGGAGGUGGUGGUGGUGAGGGUGGUGAAGGGGAGGGAGGUGCUGGGACAGCCGAGGGGAGUGGGGAGGAGGGAGCUGGGGCGACUCCUGCUGCGCCAAAGGGCAUGGAUCUGAGCCUGCUGGCUCUGGCGCAGAGAGACGCGCUGCUGGUGUUCCGCACGCUGUGCAAGAUGGCCAUGAAGGACGGCACAGAGGACCUCGUUCUGCGCACCAAGGCGCUUUCACUCCAGUUGCUGCAGGGUCUAUUGGACUCAGGUCUGCUGGACUCAGUGAGUCGCGAGUUCACACUCAACUUCGCCUUCCUCGACUCCAUCAAAAUGUACCUCUGCUAUGCGCUCGUGCUCAUGAACCCGUGCGCAUUCCCCCCUCCUUUACCCCCUCCCUCCUUGCAGGGUCUGCUGGACUCAGUGAGCCGCGAGUUCACGCUCAACUUCGCCUUCCUGGACUCCAUCAAGAUGUACCUCUGCUACGCACUCGUGCGUGCCGCCGUCUCCCCUUCCGACCACCACGGCCUAGCCUGCUCCAUCUUUGCCACGCUCAUCCAGCGCUUCCGCGAGUCUCUUAAAGCCGAGAUCGGCCUCUUCUUCCCCCUCGUCGUCCUCCGGUCACUCGACUCCCCGGAUAUCUCCCCCACCCAACGCCUGGGUCUGCUGAGGGUGCUAGAGCGGCUCACAGCCGAACCACAGCUACUAGCGGAUGUUUUCGUGAACUACGACUGUGAUUUGGACGCGUCGAAUCUGUUUGAGCGCAUGGUGACGUCUCUGGAGCGGCUUGCGCAGAUGCCUGUGGUGGGGAUUGCGGGCGGAGGGGCAGGGGCGGGGGGAGCGGGUGCGGGAGGGGAGGGUGGGGCGGCGUUGGUAGCGGCGGUGAAGCUGGCUGCGUUGCAGUGCUUGGUGAACGUGGUACAUGCGUUGGAUACGUGGUAUGGGAAGGACAAGCCUCCGGUGCCGGUGGGUGCGGCGGGUGGGGAGAAGGAGGAGGAAGGGGACGAGUGGAAGGCGGAUGGGUUGGGAGCGGUGGAGGAGGAGGAGGAGGAUGAGGAUGAGGAGGAGAGGGAGGGGCGGGUGGCGAAGUGGGCGGCGGCAGAAUCACAGGCGGAUCAGUUUGGGCGGGCCAAGGCGCAAAAGGCAGCGUUUGAGACAGCUGUGGAAAAGUUCAACAUGAAGCCAGAGAAGGGACUGGCGUUCCUGCGGACGAGAGGGCUGCUGGCUGCCGACGCUGCUGCCACGGCUGAGUUCCUGCGCUCCACUCCUGGGCUCGAUAAGACGGCCAUAGGGGACUACCUGGGCCAUCACGACGACUACCACCUGGCAGUGAUGCACGCAUACGUGGAUGGCAUCCCCUUCCACAGCACCUCCUUCGACCACGCCAUCCGCACCUUCCUCAAGGGAUUCCGCCUCCCGGGGGAGGCGCAGAAGAUCGAUCGCAUCAUGGAGAAGUUUGCCGAAAAGUAUUGCAAGGACAACCCGGGGGUGUUCAAGACAGCAGACAGCGCGUACGUGUUGGCGUACGCAGUGAUCAUGCUCAACACAGACGCACACAACCCCGUGGUGACCGCCAAGAUGACCAAAGCCGACUUCGUGCGAAUCAACUCGUCCCUCGAGGGCGAGGAGAGCGCGCCCAAGGAGCUCCUAGAGGCCAUUUAUGACUCAAUAGUCUCCGAGGAGAUUAAACUGCGCGAUGAUGGCGGUCCGGGGGGCGCGGGAGGGGGUGGAGCGGGCGGGGCGGGCGGGAAGGAGAAAGGGCAGCUGGUAACCGUGCUGAAUCUGGCGUCGGGGCAUAAACGCAGCACGGUGGAUGUACGAAAGGAGAGUGACGAUAUUAUCAAGCGAACACAGGCGAUUGUGAGGAGAGGGCGGGUGCAGCGCGGGGUGUUUCACUCCGCUGCCCAUGCUGACCUCGCUCGGCCCAUGCUGGAGGCGGUGGGAUGGCCUCUGGUCGCCACGUUUGCUGUGACCAUGGAGGAAGGUCCGUCGGGAGAGAGUGCUGCUGCAGUGGCUGCUCUAGCGGCAGGGGGUGCAGGGGGUGGGGGGCCGAAGAGUCUGGUGGUGGUGUGCAUGGACGGGCUCCGCUGUGCGAUUCACCUGGCGUUUCUCCUGGGCAUGGAGACUCUCCGCUACGCUCUCCUGACCUCGCUCGUCCGCUUCACCUUCCUGCACGCGCCGAGGGAACUCCGGGUGAAGAACCUAGAGGCGAUCCGGACGCUGCUGGCGAUAGCAGAGCAGGAGCCAGAGGCGCUGCAGGACACGUGGAAUGCUGUGCUGGAAUGCGUGUCCAGGCUGGAGCACGUUGCCACGUCACCUGCCAUGCUGGCGGUGCUGGGCGCGCCGCCCGCGCCGGUGGCCGUGAGGGAGGCGCUGCUGGGAGGGGUUGAGGAGCUGGCUGGAAAACCGCUGGAGCAGGUCUUUGUCGUGAGUUCCAGGCUCCCAUCAGACGCAGUGGUCGAGUUCUUCAUCGCUCUUUGUGGUGUGUCCGCAGAGGAGCUCCGCCAGUCACCCCCGCGGGUCUUCUCACUGCAGAAGAUUGUGGAGAUCUCAUACUACAACAUGACUCGUAUUCGAAUGGUGUGGGCGCGCAUCUGGUCGGUGCUAGCGGUGCAUUUCAUCACGGCGGGGCAGAACCCCGACGAGCACGUCGCUAUGUACGCCGUCGACUCCAUCCGCCAGCUGGCGCUGAAAUAUCUGGAGCGCGCUGAGCUGGCGCGCUUCACGUUCCAGAACGACAUCCUGAAGCCGUUUGUGGUGCUCAUGCGCACGAGCCGCAGCGAGAAGACAAGGGAACUCAUCGUGCAGUGCGUCGUGCAGAUGAUAAAGGUGAAGGUGGGCGGCAUCAAGAGCGGGUGGCGCAGUGUGUUCAUGGUGCUCACUACUGCCGCCACUGACAGCCACGAGCCCAUUGUGGAGAGCGCGUUUGAGACCGUGGAGCAGGUGGUACUGGAACACUUUGAGCAGGUGAUAGGCGACUGUUUCAUGGACUGCGUGAACUGCCUCAUGGCCUUCGCCAACAACGUCCUCGUGCCCCGCAUCUCUCUCAAAGCCAUUGCACUCCUCCGUAUCUGCGAGGACCGUUUAGCAGAGGGCCGGGUCCCGGGAGGCGCCCUGCGCCCCGUGAAUGAAGGCGAGAAGAUGAGCGACAAUGAGGUGGCGGAGUAUUACUGGUUCCCGAUGCUCGCCGGGCUGUCGGAGCUGACUUCCGACCCUCGUCCGGAGGUUCGGAGCUGCGGCGUGGAGGUUCUGUUUGAUCUGCUUCGGGAGAGGGGGCAUAAGUUUUCGACACGGUUCUGGGAGAGUGUGUUUGAGAGGGUGCUGUUCCCCAUCUUUGACUAUGUGCGGCACGCCGGCACGGAUGGGGAGAGGCCGCCCCCCACGGACCUGUGGCUGAGAGACACGUCCAUUCACUGCCUGCACCUGCUCUGCGACCUCUUCUGUGAUUUCUAUAAGGACGUGGCCUUCAUCCUGCCGUCCCUGCUUGGUCUCCUGCUCGACUGUGCCACGCGCCCCGACCAGUCACUGGCAGCCAUAGCGGUGGGAGCACAGCUGAGGCUCAUCGACAGGGGGGCGCCGCUCUUCUCCUCUCGGGAUUGGGCCGUGCUUCUUGACAGCCUCAGAGUUGCUACGCUAACCACUCGCCCCACCGAGCUCCUUGCAAUCACCGAAGCCUCCCUAGCUGCUUCUGCCGCUGCCACCGCCACCGCCGCUGCUGCUGCUGGUGACACCGCUGCUGCCAACGCCGCCACUGCCGCUGCGACUGCUGAGCUGUCACUGGACAACGCUGUGCUGGAAUCCGGCGCUGCUGACCUGGCGGAUCAUGCGUCAGGCUCGGCAAUCCGUACCAAGAUUCCCACUGGUGACGUGGCGACGAGCCUGAUGGGUCCGAACCUGAGUGAGAGGGUCGUGGCCGUGCCUGGAGGUGUGACCGUAACCGAACAAGUGACCGAAGUGGAUGUGACUGUAACGGAGGGAGGAGAGGGUAACGGGGUGGUGGACAGGAGUGGGGCGGAGGAGGAGGAGGCGAGUGGUGGGGAGGGGAAGGGCGAGGAAGAAGGAAAGGUGGAAGGGGAGGGGUUGGCGAAUGGGGAGGGGACUGCCAUCAAGCCUUCAGCAUCAGGCGAGGGCGACAACUUUGGCAAGCGACUGAUGGACACGCUGCUGAUGCGCAACCUCUCCAUGGCUCUGGGGGGCGCCCCCACGCCCGCUGCCGGCGGGGGCGGCAGCAUGAGCAUCUGGUCGCGAGCCUCCAACGCAAGUGACGCUGCCCUGGCCUCUGCUGUCGAAUCCGAGGAGCAAGGCGAUGGGGCCAAGGAAGAAGAGGAGGAGGAAGAGGAGGACGAGGAGGCAUCGGCCUUCCCGGUGGCAGACCCUGUGCGGGUCAAGUGCUACACGCAGCUGCUGCUGCUGGGGGCGCUGAAUCAGCUACAGGAAAAGCACUGGCAUCGCCUGCGGGCGGCGCACCGGCGGCAGCUAUUGGACUGCAUCGCCACCAGCAUUGACUUUGCCGCCCGCUUCAACUCCGACACGCACCUGCGCAUGCGCAUCCAAAUGCUGCCGCCCGAACGCCCUCCCCCAUCCCUGCUGCGCCAGGAGGUGACAGCAACGCAGCUGUACCUGAUCGUGCUGCUGCGCUGCCUCAACGACCCGGCAGCAGCGCUGCUCCCACCAGCCCUCUCCUCCCAGAUGCUGCUGCAGUCGGGGGCAGCCCAUGGGGACGGCGCAGGGGAGGGGGAGGAGCACGUGCAUGGGAAGCCAACCCCUGGAGCAGCAGCGGCAGAAGGGGGGAGAGCAGCAGCAGGAGCAGGGGUGGGAGCAAACGGGGGAGCUGCGGCGAAGGGGGGAGCAGCAGGGGGUGGGGAAGAGGGAGAGGGGGGUGAAGAGGAGGAGGAGGAGAGGAGGCGGUUGGGGGAGGAGGCGGAGGAGCAGUUGCUGCGGGUGUGUGGGAGGGUGCUGGAGAUGUCGUCUCGUCUGCAGCCCAACACGGGGCAGGCUGUAGAGGCCGAGGUGCAUCGCCUGCUUGCCCUCCGUGCGCCUGUUGUUGCCAGAGUGCUGUCGGCGCUGAGUCAGAUGGACGUGGCUCGCUUUGAGCGCUUCGUGCCGCACCUCUACCCGCACUGCACCCGCCUCAUCUGCUCCGACCAGGUGGAGGUGAGGAAGGCCCUUGGCGACCUCUUCAAGGCCCGUCUCACUCUUCCCUCCCACCCUCCCGCAUGCCUCCCUCUCACCCCUCCGUGCCUCUUCCCCUCUGUAUCUCCCACCGACCAGGUGGAGGUGAGGAAGGCCCUUGGCGACCUCUUCAAGGCCCGCCUCACUCCUCUUAUUCCUGGGUCUGAUGCACCUUCACCUCCCAUGACGGCUUCCGCGUAA
Closterium sp. Naga37s-1 is the source of this 6469-nucleotide messenger RNA. NCBI's taxonomy places the organism in Eukaryota, Viridiplantae, Streptophyta, Zygnematophyceae, Desmidiales, Closteriaceae. The record is from the annotation of a GenBank genome assembly.